Molecule: messenger RNA, 6382 nt
Organism: Astyanax mexicanus (Mexican tetra)
Lineage: Eukaryota; Metazoa; Chordata; Actinopteri; Characiformes; Acestrorhamphidae
Gene: nlrc3l1
Product: NLR family, CARD domain containing 3-like 1
Exons: 7
Coding region: 385-2688 (767 amino acids)
Source: RefSeq, a predicted model, not a curated record
GUCCAACCGACGUGUCUUUAUUUGUUUUAUUUUUUCAGUAUGCAAUUAUACGAUUCACGAACCCUGUCGAGCUCAGAUAGACUAAUUUUAGUGGUUUUAUACAGCAGGGGGAGCGUGUUUGGAGCAGCAGCAGCAAAGAUUAGUAAAGAUUAGCUAAAUAAGAUUUUUUUAGAACAAUCUUGAGGCAGGGAAAAGUUAUUGGACCUGAGUACCUGCAAGUUUUGACAAGUAGCUUAGUUAGCUUUUGCUAAGCUAAGCUAAGCUAAGCUAAGGAGAAGAGUUUGUAGCACCGCCAUGGAGGAGUAGUUAGCUGGGUUUCAGAAACAGGCACCAAACCACGACUAGCCAGCUGCCAAAACAAGGCUAGCUAAUAUACACAAAAAAAUGGAGUACGCAGGAUCAGACAACAGCCUGCCGUUUGGUCAGGGAGCUUCUGCUUUCGGCAGCGAGGAUGGGGAAGGGGAGGACGUUAUUCCAGAGAGAAGACUGUCCCUGGAUCUGAUACACUGGGAACCUGCAGCAGAAAGAUAUGAUGUGGAGAGGGCUGCAUCACCUGCCCCCAGUUAUGUUUCGAUGCACAGUGAAGACUGGUCCUUCCUGUCAGAGACCGAAGUAGAUGAAGACCCUCUACCUGGUGUUGCCACCAAGGUCCAAUUGGAGAGACCAUGCUCUUCAGAGUCAAGCGACUGCUCUUUUGACAGCGAUGAUGAAGGCAAGCCUGAACGAAGGCCACGGAAAAAAUCCUGCAGCCAGCCGAGUCCUCCUGCUCCUCCCGUAAAACCUGAGUUAAUAAAGGAUCCUAAUGAGAAGCGGCACCCUGCACUUACUAUUGAUUUUGCUUUCAAGGUCCUUCAAAGCAGCCUUAAGAAACUCACUGCAGAUGAGUUAAAGAGAUUUAAACGAAUGCUAUGGGAACGCUACCCAGAGUGUUUUCAAGAUCCACUGGAUAAAUUGGAUAUUGUUGAUGUGGUAGAUAAAAUGCUGGAGAUCUGCGACAUAGAAGUAUCUCUGAAGAUCACAUUGUUCGUUCUGAAUGAAAUGAACUUAAAGAAAGUAACGGAGUACCUGCAGGGCAUGUGUAAAAGAAAUGAAGUCCGCUAUGAGUUGAAAGUGACUCUAAAAAGGAAGUACGAGAACAUGCAUGAAGGCCUGGCCCAGCAUGGACAACAGAGCUUAUUUGAGUCUGUUUACACAGACCUCCUGGUUACUGAGGGUGGAAAUGCAAAAAUAAACAUUGAGCAUGAGUAUAAAAAGAUAGAAGAGCUUAAAGAAGUGGUCCGUGGCACCAAGGAGGUGGUUGAUUCCAAGGACAUAUUUGACCCCGAGAUCGUGAAGAAGAAGCACGUGAGGACGCUGAUCACUAGAGGUACUCCAGGGAUCGGCAAAUCAUCUCUAGUUCAGAAGUUUAUCCUAGAUUGGGUGAAUGGCGUAGCGCACCAACACGUGUUCCUUCUAAUCCCUCUGCCGUUCAAAGAGCUGAACCAAAUGGCAGACGACUCAAUAGCCUUCAUGGAUUUAAUAUGCAGGCUCUAUCCAGAAAUGAAGAAAGUGGAUUGCCUCGAAUUUGAGGACUGUCAGGUGAUGUUCAUCUGCGAUGGCCUAGACGACUGUGUCGUUCCCAUCGACUUCUGCAGAACUGCAUACUGGUGUGAUAUUGAUACGCCAACAACGCUUAGAAUUUUAAUCACCAACCUGAUCAGAGGAAACCUUUUGUACUCUUCUUACGUGUGGGUCACCUCUCGACCCGUUUCAAUCGAAGUGAUUCCCGGAGAAAGCAUCCAUCAGUCAUAUGAGGUUUGUGGGUUUACAGAUGAACAGAAAGAAGCCUAUUUCAGGAAGGUAAUCCCAAAUGCAGAGCUUGCAGAGAGAGCGAUUGCUCAUAUCAAGUCAUGCAAAACACUCUACUACAUGUGCCACAUGCCACUGUUCUGCUGGGUGGUGCACAAUGUGCUGGAGAGAGAACUCCAGAGCUUGCCAGCAGGGACAGAACUUCCCAAGGCAAUUACUCAUUUCUACACAAACCUGCUCCUUGUGCACAUUAGCAUGCGUGGCCAGAAACUCAAGAACUCUAAGGAUGCUAAGGAUGAUCAGCCUGUUCUUUCUGAUCAAGAGUUUCUCAUGAAGCUCGGAAAGAUAGCCUUCCAGUUACUGGAGAAGAACGUGUACAGGAUUGAGAAAGAUCACUGGAAAGAGAGUGGUCUGCAAGACCGAGAUGCUGUGGUUACUGCGGGGCUCUGCACUCAGUUCUACAGAGAAAAGUUUGUGAUGUAUCACGAGAAAGUAGACUGCUUUGUUCAUCCAACUAUGCAGGAAUACCUAGCUGCUCUGUAUGUGUUCCUUUCCUUCAAGAACAACGGGAAGAAUGUUCUUGAUAGCCACAAGUUCAAAGUGUUCUCCAAGGAUUCCCCCCUGGCAGAGCUGUAUAAAAGUGCUAUUGAGAAAGCACUGCACAGCAAAAACGUCAGCUACGAAGUCUUUCUGCGCUUUCUGCUGGGCAUGUCCGUAGAGGCCAAUCAGGAGCUGCUUAGGGGCAUACUCACCAGCACAGGUUCUACCCUCCCAGCCCGUGAGGAGACGGCACGUUACAUCAGAAAGAAGCUCAAGGAAAGUCAACACCUUGACAAAACCAAGACUGAAAACUUAGAGCGAUGCUUAGAUGAGCUUUUCCCUAAUCCUCAAAGGCAGUGAGCUUUUUCAGUAGAUUGGAAAAGGGAAACAUACUAUUGUCUGCCAAUACUCUGUGCCUCUCCACCUGCUUUAUAUCAGUGGCAAACUUCUGUUUUGUAGCAUAUGAUCUUAAGAGAGCCUUGGCAUCCUUUCCUUUGGUGGUUUUAAUUAUGUAAAAAAAUGUUCUGCUAGUGUGGGGAAAAAUGGCAUCGAGCAGCAGUGUUUCUGAACAGUUGCUAUGAUCAGUAUGCUGAAUACUACUCUUAAAUGUGAGAUUGGCCUCUACAGGGUUUACAUAUUUUAUUUUUGCCAUUUGUUUCAUUUGUUUUCUCUAGGUCAUCCCCACCAAAUGUACUCAGAACUUAAACUACUAAAUUACAAGUGCAGUUGCAAUUGAAAAUGUUCAACUUAGGUUUAAAAGAUUUCAGCUGCAAUUCAGUUUGCAAUAAACUAAUCAACCAAGAAAUAUUCAAAAUAGCUCAACACAUCUAAUAGAAUAAGCAAUAAAAUUCCUCAUGAGACCACACAUUUGCAAAUCAGAGGGCAAAUCUUGGACUGCAUUAGGAGCAUUUAGGUGGGUUAGAUAUUUAACACGUCAAAUACCUGUACUGCCCUGGUCAGGGCUUGUUUAUUAAUGGAUUAAAAGAAAUAUUGCUCAUAUUGAGAGAGAGAUGUCCAAAAUAUUCAGUGAAGAGAUAAUAGCCUUUCAGAAAUAUUUGGUGAAAAAGGACCCAAAUAAAUUCACCAUUGUGUAUGAUAAAAAUCUUUUAAUGUAUGUUUGUGAUGCUUUUCUAAGAAAGAGCAAUCAAAAAUUACUAUUUAAAAAUAUGUACUUAACACUGAACAUUUUUAACAUCUCAUGAUAAUAAAUCACUAAAUAAGUAAUUAUUCUUCUGAAUAUUUGUGCAUCCCUAUAUCAAGGAUAAAGGAACAUGGGUUACACUUACUGGACAUGACAGAUAAAGGAAGCGAUUGCUAUUUUUCGUUAGGUACCUGAGGGGACAGGUGGGCAAAAACAUUGAGAUUUGUUGGCAGCAGGCAGUGAAGUUGCAGUUUGCCCAGCUGAACUUAACGAUUUUACAUUUCUACUUUAAUUUGAAUCCAGUAUGCUCAAAAUAUGGCUCAUAAAUAAGCCACAGAAGUUUUGGGAUUCUGUUUUGUGAAGAGAUGCAACAAAAGUUAUUGUGAAACAAACCUUUUUGUGCCUACAGAUCAGUAGUAUGACUAAAGGUGGUUACAGAUGCAUAGUGGCUGCUUGGUGAUACUCCUUCACUGGAAACCUCAUCAUGUAAAGGACAAGAUGGGUUUAAUCAAGUAUCAGAAAAUUCUAGGGGUAAACAUUGUGCCUUUUAUAAGGCCUGGGCAUUAUUAGACCUUCCAGCUAGACAGUGAUCCCAAGCAUAUCACCACCAUGUCUACCAAGGUUUGAUUUUAGAAGAAGUCCUGGAAGAUUCUGGAAUGGCUGACAUCGUCGACUGACCUGAACCAUAAUAGUUUUCUGUUAUGGUUCAAGUCAGAUGAGGAUGUCAACCAUUCCAGAAUCUGAAAGUGGCAUUUUGUGUUAAAUCAGGAGAAAACACAUAUUAGAGUAUUUGUGUUGAGCUAUUUAUGAAUGUUUUUUGUUUCAUUGGUUCAUUGCAAACAGCUGAAAUUGUCUGACAAUGCAAAAACAACUUCUCGCUAUAGAACUGAUCCUUAUAUUUGGUGUAUUAUUCAAAAAGAUAUUUGAUGGCAUAUUUUUUAACUCAAGAAGAGCAGAAUGUUUAGGCAGUACUGGCUCACAAUGCUUUAAUGAUUGCAGAAUAUUCAUUCAUAUACAGCUCUGGAAAAAUUAAGAGAUCAGAAGCCAUCAAACCAAGCUGAACUGCUUAAAGUUAGGUUUAAAACAGGAGGAGGAGAACAUGCCAAGAUGCAUGAAAACCAAAUAUUGAUUACUGAACUCUUAAAACUUUAUGAAUAUGAACUUGUUUUCUUUGUAUUAUUUGAGGUCUGAAAGCUCUGCAUCCUUUUUGUUAUUUCAGCCAUUUCUCAUUUUCUGCAAAAAAAAUGCUCUAAAUGACAAUAUUUUUAUUGGGAAUUUGGGAGAAAUGUUGAUCGUAGUUUAUAGAAUAAAACAACAAUGUUCAUUUUACUUAAACAUAUACCUAUAAAUAGCUAAAUCAGAGAAACUGAUUCAGAAACUGAAGUAGUGUCUUAAUUUUUUCCAGAGCUGUAUUUGUAACCAUACUGAAGUACUUUAAAUUUCUUUGUAUAUUUCGGUCAGUUUAGUUCUAAUAUCUAUAUUUUUGCAUCAGCAUCAACAGAUAUGUAAAUAGAAAGUAAUCAUAUAAUGGCUUUGGCACAGUAAUCCCAGUGCGGUGCAUCCUAAGUUAUAUUAAGUAAGUAUUUAAGUUGAAUAUCAGUACCAUCUGUUUUGGUCUGUCGCAUGCCUCCUACAAUCUGUGAAGUAUCUAUUCACAUACUAUUUAUUCUGACUGGCACAAAGUGCUGUAUGCAUCUGAAAUAAUAUGCAUAGAAAUGAAAACACCAGUAUACUGAUUGGGUGGUGUGUCAACCAAUGACAGAAGAAAGAAGGACUCUGCUGUUUGUGAUAAGGACCUGUGAAGAGGAUAUUUUAAAAUGUAAACUUUUUUGAGUUUACUGUUUAUUUUUAUUAGUAUGUUUUUUUUUAUUGUAUGUCUACAUUUUAUUCAGCUCAAUCAUAUGACAUAAAUCCAGUUGCUAAUUUAGCUUUUACACAGAUUAUGAAUAAGCAGUGUGUGCACCGACAGCAUCUAUAGCCAGUGAUUUUGCAUGGCUGUUACUAAUCAAUGAAACUCAGAAAGAAAGAAACUGUACUGCUGUUCAGUAGGGGUGGGCAAUAUUAUAUCAUAUACAAUAUAUCGUAACAGAAAUAUCAUGAUAUUAAAAAUCCAUAUCGUGAUAAUAGGGCUGGCUGUUCUGUCAUAAAAGUAGUCUAUUAUUUACUGUGAAGCUUUAGGUGUAUUUAUUGUAUAAUUGUUUUAGUUUGCAGUUUAUAUGCAUGCACUAAAUAUUCUGCAAUAUUUUUUGCUGCAUUAUAUUAUUUUAUGCUAUAUUAUUUAUUUUGCCACAUUAUGAUUAUGCUGUUAUACUAUUAUACUAUAUUCCUGAAAUUAAUUAAUUAUUUUUCUGUUUUCCUAUAUGGCCAAGUAUAUUGUUAUCACAAAAAUACCCUGAAAUAUCAUGAUAUUAUUUUAGAGCCAUAUCGCCCACCCCUACUGUUCAGACAGUACAGAUUUAUGGCUUGUGAUAUCAAAGUACUGCUUCUAUUCCUACUGGACUCAUAUUAAAAAUAAAAUUGCAAUGGUUACUUGAGUAAUGCCAUAGAGAAACCGCUUUGAUGUUUGUAAAAAUGAUGUGUUCAGAUGUUCAUGUUUAAAAAGUUCCUUUCUACUCAUAAAUCUCUAUUAGAAACAUAGUUAGUAUGGAACCAAAUGUGGUCCCUCUUUGGCAUCAUUUAAAGAACCAUUUUCAGUAAGUGUUUAUUUAAAGGUGUAUUUAUUGGUGUAUGGUACUUCAGACUACUUAGACCUGAUCACAGGGAAUUAUUUGCCUUAUAGUGUGAUAUGCUAAAGGAUGCACUGAUCAUGUUGUGUAUAGGAACACUCAGCACAAAUCGUUAAAAGCAUAGCAUGCUUGAGAUGCCACAUGCUUUCAAGAUAACAUCAAUAAAAUAAAGUCGUUUCGUAAUAUA